AUGAGUAAUGUUACUGAUUCGUCUUCGAUGAUGAACGAAACGUUACUGACAAGUACAAUGAAAUCCAAUGAUGGUCAGGAUAAAAUUUUGAUCAUCGUGUUGUCUGUUGUUUUACCGACAGUGUUGUCACUUGGUUUAUUGAGUUUAUUUCUCGUUUGUUAUCGACGACGAUUAGCAAAAUUGUGGUUAAAAAGGCAUGACAAUUCAAGUCGGUUGGAAUCAUUUGAUUCGAGUGUUACGUCGAAUUAUGAUCGGUCAUCAAAACAACGCAUCUCUCAUCGACAAUUUCUUCAUCCACGUACGGAAACGAUCGUUUACAACCAAAUUAAUUCUCCAUCGAUUCCAACUAAGAAAAGUCCACCAGAAUGGUUACCAAAAGGUCAAACAAAUGCUGCAUUCGAUGAAUAUAUCAUAGAGAAUGAAGAACAGUCAAUAACGUUCAAUCAGAAACCUUUGCCGCAAUCUCCUGUUCCAACUAUAACAUCAGAAUUUGUUCAAGCUAUUGCUACCCAUCGUCUCUCUUUGAAAACCGAAGCGAAUAAAUCACCAAAUCCGUCUCCGCCAACAGUCCUUUUAUUUUCUCAGAGAACUCAAUUUUAA
This is a messenger RNA of Adineta ricciae, 600 nucleotides long. NCBI's taxonomy places the organism in Eukaryota, Metazoa, Rotifera, Eurotatoria, Adinetida, Adinetidae. The record is from the annotation of a GenBank genome assembly.